Molecule: messenger RNA, 1373 nt
Organism: Malania oleifera
Lineage: Eukaryota; Viridiplantae; Streptophyta; Magnoliopsida; Santalales; Ximeniaceae
Product: WAT1-related protein At5g07050-like
Exons: 8
Coding region: 21-1127 (368 amino acids)
Cellular component (GO): plasma membrane
Molecular function (GO): transmembrane transporter activity
Source: RefSeq, a predicted model, not a curated record
UGGGAACUAGAAAGGAAGACAUGGAAGAAGGUAAAAGAGAGAGAAGAGGCAGUGUGAGGGGGUUAUGUGAAGAGCUGAAACCAUAUAUCUACUGUAUAUUCUCAAAUUUCUGCUAUGCAGGAUACAACAUAAUCUCCAAGAUCUAUCUUGACAAAGGCAUGAGUCGAUUUGUACUCGUUGCCUAUGGGCACGCCUUUGGAACUAUUGCAACCGCUAUUCUUGCAUUCCUGUUUGAAAGGAAGAACGACAGCAAAAUUAGCAUGCCAAUCUUACGAAAUGUCUUCUUCUUGGGCCUGCUUGGGGCUGUACUAGGGAGGACAAUGUUUUAUGCAGGGCUAGAAUACACUUCACCAGUUUUGGCAUCUGCCAUGGUCAACUUAAUUCCAUCUAUUACCUUUAUCUUAGCAGUCUUCUGCAGCAUGGAGAAGGUAGAGAUUUCUAAGCGUGGUUCUCAAGCAAAGAUAGGAGGAACUCUUGCUGCUUUUGCUGGCGCAACACUUAUGACCCUCUAUAGCGGCACCCUUUUGAUUUCACUGCAUACAAAGAAGCACUUGCAUCAAAAUGUCACCUCAGAACAAUUUUUAAACAAACACUGGUUAAAGGGCUCCUGCAUGCUGGUUAUUUCGGAUAUUGCGCUAUCAGCCUUCUUUAUCUUACAGAUGGUCACAGUGAAAAAGUACCCAGCUCCAAUAACUCUCACAUCAUUAACGUGCUUAUCAGGUGCUAUACUCUCAACAAUCAUGACAGCAAUUUUGGAUCAUAAAGCUUCAUCAUGGAGGUUGUCAUGGAACAUUGCACUUCUCGCUCCAAUUUAUAGUGGAGUAGUGGUAUUUGGAAUCACUGUUUAUAUUCAAACAUUGGUAAUACAGAAAAAGGGUCCAGUUUUCAUGACAGCAUUUGGACCACUGAGCACAAUCAUAGUAGCUUUUAUGGGACUGCUCAUUUUAGGGGAUGCAUUAUACUUGGGAAGUGUUAUGGGAGCUACACUGAUAAUUCUUGGUUUAUACGCAACUCUAUGGGGAAAGGAAAAGGCAGAAAAGCUAUUGGAGCAUACCAUACCUGAAGGCAAUGAAAUCAAAGAAGAUGAAGAGGCAGGAAAAUCACAAGUGAAAGAAAUGCAUCAGUAAGAAGCCAGUCCUUUUGAGUGGCUGAUAUUCGACAAAAAGGAUGAUGCUACAUACUUAAGAGUGGACAUGUUUCCAAGGAGAGAGAGAGAGAGAGAGAGAGAGAGAGAGGAAGGGAGGGAGAAAAAGGUUGAAACAUGUAAGACAAGGGGCUUAAAGUGGCUAACCAGUUUGGGGAUGAUGAUAAGAUGCAUUGGUACCAAAUGUGACUGCAAUAAAAUUUGGCUUUGACUUUCUAGUGAGUACAAA